Messenger RNA from Anthonomus grandis grandis, 1282 nucleotides. It is a transcript of the gene Rpn9, whose product is annotated as 26S proteasome non-ATPase regulatory subunit 13. Gene Ontology annotation, cellular component: nucleus; cytosol; proteasome regulatory particle, lid subcomplex. Gene Ontology annotation, molecular function: structural molecule activity. The record is from RefSeq and is a predicted model, not a curated record. The coding region runs from base 47 to 1207 and encodes 386 amino acids. The transcript is spliced from 7 exons. NCBI's taxonomy places the organism in Eukaryota, Metazoa, Arthropoda, Insecta, Coleoptera, Curculionidae. Gene Ontology annotation, biological process: ubiquitin-dependent protein catabolic process.
GGUCAACUGUCAGCUGCCUGUCAAAAAUCUUCAAAUCAUAGUUAAAAUGGCGGCCGUAACAGCACAACAACAAAAUGUUACCGAUUAUUUAUCGAAAAAACAGAAAGAAAGCUCCAAAGACUUGGUGAACGAGUGGGCCACGUUGGAGGAACUACACAACAAAAGAUUAUGGCACCAGCUAACCUUAAAACUACUGGUCCUAAUAAAGAAACCAGAACUUCAAAAAGGAGACCACUUAAUACAGUUGUACAACAAUUUCAUACAGACUUUUGAAAACAAAAUAAACCCCCUUUCUUUGGUGGAAAUUGUUGCAAUCGUAAUAGAACAGUUUAAAGAACCUAAAGAGGCCAUUGCUUUCUUGGAAAAGACUGAGCCCAAGGUGAAAAUCAGUUCUGAUGCCCAAAAUCUCUGCAAAGUUUUGGCUGGCCAAAUUUAUUUGGAAAAACUGAAUGACCUAGAAGCAACCAAGAAGAUUAUCGAGGAAGUAGAAGAAACCUUGGAUAAUGCCGACGGUGUUACCCCUGUCCAUGGUAGAUAUUAUUUGUUGGCUUCGCAGUAUUAUCGGAUUCAAGGGGAUCAUGCUCAGUACUAUAGAACUGCUUUAAGGUAUUUAGGAUGUAUCGAUGUAGAAACCUUGACCGAAGAAACCAAGAUGCAACAUGCAUUCUUUUUAGGAUUGGCUGCACUAUUAGGCGAAGGUGUUUAUAAUUUGGGAGAACUACUAGCUCAUCCCAUAUUAAAGUCCCUGAAUAACACUGAAAACUCUUGGCUUGUGGAGCUCCUUUUUGCUUUCAACUCCGGUGAUAUCAACAAGUUUGACCAAAUGAAGUCAAAAUGGGGCACCAUAGCUGACCUGGCCGCCCAAGAGUUAUUUUUAAGGCAGAAAAUUUCUUUGUUGUGCCUUAUGGAGAUGACUUACAAGAGACCCUCGCACAAUAGACAGUUAACAUUUGCAGAGAUCUCGAGAGAAACAAAAUUGCCCAUCAAUGAAAUUGAGUUGCUUGUGAUGAAGGCUCUGUCGCAAGGUUUGGUUAAAGGAUCUAUAGAUCAGGUUGCCAGUACCGUAAACAUGACCUGGGUCCAACCAAGAGUCCUGGAUCGCUCCCAAAUCUCCACAAUGGUGGAAAGGUUGAACGAGUGGUGCACCCACGUGGCCACCAUGGAGAAAUUAAUCGAAGGGCAAGCGAGCGAAAUACUUACUUGGUAAAAUCAUAUAAAAACGUAUAUAUUUAUGGAAUUUAUUAAUCUGUAACCGUUUAUGAAUAAACUAAUCUUUAUAAGG